AUGACUAUCCUUGACAAACGCCAGAUACAACGGUUCGCCUCCGACACUGACAUAGAAACAUUGUCGAAAGCCAUCGACGACGAUGGCGUUGCUAUAGUCAGAAGCGUUGUGUCUCGUGAUGUGAUCCAACGCCUGCAAAAAGAAGUCGAAAGCUCCGACCAGCCUGUCUGGCUCGAGGAUAACCCAUCCUUGAAGGAUAGCAAAUUUCCCAGUCAAGCCCGCCACGCAAAUAACCUCGUGCCUGCCAGCAAGACCUACCGGGACGAUAUCCUGAACAACUCGGCAGUGCAUACAACAUGCAAGGCCGUCUUUCGCGACGUGGGAGACUACUGGCUGACCACGGGAAUCUUACGAACCACGAAACCGGGAAGCCCAGCGCAAGGCUUCCACCGGGACGCGCUGCUCUAUCCAGUCCUUCAGUACCAACCUCCCACAUCACCGCCCUUGACCGUGGCGCUCCUUGUAUCCAUGACUGACGCCACGGUGGCCAACGGUGCAACGCGGGUCAUUCUCGGCAGCCAUAAAUGGGAGACUGUGGGCACGCCAUCGGAGGACCAGGCUGUGCGCGCAGAGCUAGACGCUGGGGACAUGCUGGUAAUCCACCAGAGGCUGGUGCACGCCGGUGGGGAGCACACGCACCAGGCACCGGAUACGCGACGAAUGCUACUGAUGUUCUUGACGAGCUGUCAGCUAGUUGCUCUUGAGAGCCCGCUCGCUCUGUCUCGGGAGCUCGUAGAAACCAUGACCCCGCUUGCGCAGAAGAUGGUUGGCUGGCGGACUGUUAGACCGGUAGAGCCCAAUACGGUUGGGCUGAAUACGCACCGGUCGGGCUGCUUGGAGGAUGGAUUGAAGUUGAGGGCAGCAAAGCCGCUAGAAGGGCAGGACGGCCAUUGA
This is a messenger RNA of Aspergillus calidoustus, 894 nucleotides long. Lineage: Eukaryota; Fungi; Ascomycota; Eurotiomycetes; Eurotiales; Aspergillaceae. The record is from the annotation of a GenBank genome assembly.